Molecule: messenger RNA, 924 nt
Organism: Diabrotica balteata
Lineage: Eukaryota; Metazoa; Arthropoda; Insecta; Coleoptera; Chrysomelidae
Source: the annotation of a GenBank genome assembly
AUGGCGGAUAAGAAAAUAUGGGCUGAAUUAUCCAGACAAUUGGAUUAUUGGUUAAAUCAGGCUGACUUGAGCCAUGGUCCAGCCAGAGCAAUUAUUGCUCCACAUGCGGGUUACCAGUACUGCGGUGCAUGUGGAGGUCAUGCUUACAGACAAAUAAGCCCAGUUGUAGUACGGAGAAUAUUUAUUUUGGGCCCUUCCCAUCAUGUUCGCCUAUCAGGUUGUGCCUUGUCAAGUGCGCAAAAGUAUAAAACACCAAUAUAUGACCUCCAUGUAGACUCACAAAUUAAUAGUGAAUUAGAAAUGACGGGUCAGUUUGAGUGGAUGGAUUUAGAUACUGAUGAAAAUGAGCAUAGUAUUGAAAUGCACCUACCUUACAUAGCUAAAGUAAUGGAAAACUACAAAAAUCAAUUCACAAUUGUUCCUAUCCUCGUCGGGUCUCUCAGUCAUGAGAAAGAAGCUUGCUAUGGUAGAAUUUUGUCCAAUUACCUAGCCGAUCCUAAGAAUCUUUUUAUUAUAUCAUCAGAUUUUUGUCACUGGGGACACAGAUUUAGGUAUACCUAUUAUGACCGGUCUUAUGGUAAUAUUUAUCAAUCAAUUGAAGGACUGGAUAGAGUAGGUAUGAGUAUUAUUGAAAAUUUAAAUCCAACGGAAUUUACUAAUUAUUUAAGAAAAUACGGCAACACCAUUUGCGGCCGACACCCUAUAGGAAUACUUUUACAGGCAAUACAAGAAUUACUCAGGAACGAUAGUAGUCAACGUGCUAGUUUGAAAUUUUUGAAAUAUGCACAGUCAAGCCAAUGUCGCAAUAUGAACGAUUCUUCCUUAAAAAGAAUUAUUGAAUACAUUAAUUACAUAUUUGAUAGUUAUGUUGCUGCCAUUAGCAGUACUACUUUAGUGAAAUUGUUUUAUAGGAGAGAAUCAUAG